Symbiodinium sp. CCMP2456 is the source of this 300-nucleotide messenger RNA. The record is from the annotation of a GenBank genome assembly. Lineage: Eukaryota; Dinophyceae; Suessiales; Symbiodiniaceae.
AUGUUCCGGGGCGGCAAGGUGGACAACUACUUCAAGGUCUCCCAGCGUGGGUCGAACCUGACCACCGAAAUCCGUGCUGGCAUCACCACCUUCUUGACGGCAGCCUACAUUAUGGCUGUGAACCCCAACAUUCUGAGCACGACGGGGCUGAAGUUCGAAGGCCUGGUCUUCGCGACAGCUGGGUCAAGCUGCAUUGCGCUCCUCGGCCGGCUGCAGGAUAGGAUCGUGGAUUCAGCUUUCGAGUCAGGCAAGUUGAGGGGCUCGCCAGGUGGCGAUGCGCAUGAUGUCUGGCUGGGGUAG